Catharus ustulatus (Swainson's thrush) is the source of this 756-nucleotide messenger RNA. It is a transcript of the gene RPS27L, whose product is annotated as ribosomal protein S27 like. Gene Ontology annotation, molecular function: RNA binding; structural constituent of ribosome. The transcript is spliced from 4 exons. Bases 42 to 296 code for a protein of 84 amino acids. Gene Ontology annotation, cellular component: ribosome; cytosolic small ribosomal subunit. NCBI's taxonomy places the organism in Eukaryota, Metazoa, Chordata, Aves, Passeriformes, Turdidae. Gene Ontology annotation, biological process: ribosomal small subunit assembly; translation. The record is from RefSeq and is a predicted model, not a curated record.
ACGGGCACGGGCGGCAGCGCGGAGGGGCGGCCGGCGCGGACAUGCCUCUGGCCAAAGACCUAGUGCAUCCCUCCUUAGAGGAUGAGAAGAGAAAGCACAAAAAGAAACGUCUUGUGCAGAGCCCAAACUCCUACUUUAUGGAUGUGAAAUGUCCAGGAUGCUACAAGAUCACCACUGUCUUCAGCCAUGCUCAGACAGUAGUUCUGUGUGUAGGGUGCUCAACUGUCCUGUGUCAGCCAACUGGGGGCAAAGCCAGGCUUACAGAAGGCUGUUCAUUUAGAAGAAAGCAACACUGAACAGUUCAGGAUGUGAUUUUUGGAUCUGUGUUCCUGAGAGCCUUACCUGUUUAAGAAUGCCUGUUACACAACAAUGUAGUUAUGAUUAAUUUUGUACAAAUUACAUGCUACUAAUUACAUGCUGACUAAUCUGCUGGAAUCUCUUUUUCAAUAAAUGAUCUGAAGUGCAAGUUUUUCCUGUAAGUUUGCAGACAACUAAGCUCUAUUUUUAUAAUUUUACAUUUAAACAGUAAAAGCCUUGGACUUCCUGCAUCCUUCCCCUUGCUAAUCAUAAACUACAGCAGUGUAAUGCAUAUAGUGUCAGAGACUGCUUUAGGAAUGCAUUUUGUGUAUUUUAUUUCUGCUGCUACUGUGGCUGCAAAGGUUGCAAAAGCUAGAUAAGAUUUUAAAUGGUUCAUUUGCUUUCAAUGUUGCUGUAGUCCCUUCUCCAUCUUGGGUAAUAAAAAUGUAAAGUUACUCA